Messenger RNA from Bufo bufo (common toad), 2001 nucleotides. Its product is annotated as calcium-binding protein 39. Gene Ontology annotation, molecular function: protein serine/threonine kinase activator activity. The record is from RefSeq and is a predicted model, not a curated record. The transcript is spliced from 10 exons. NCBI's taxonomy places the organism in Eukaryota, Metazoa, Chordata, Amphibia, Anura, Bufonidae. Bases 463 to 1488 code for a protein of 341 amino acids. Gene Ontology annotation, biological process: intracellular signal transduction.
CGUUAUCUCGUGCGCCGGAAGUGAUCCCUCUGGGACCGAGAACACCAUAGAGACGGGAGGAGCCGCCCGGAGUGACCCGUGAGAGAGAACAGAGACCCCCGGAGUGACCCUUUACUAGAGACGCCCGGGUGUGACAGGAAAGGAGGGGCACUGCAACAGUGUCGCGGAAUUUCCGACACCCCGGAAGUGACUGGAGAGGACAAAAGCCCUGGGAAGGAGCGGAGAAGAAAGGAACCCCGUGUAGUGGACCGUCAGCAGAGAGACAGCAGCCAGAGAGAAGCCCUCGCUGACGGCAGGGAGCCCGGCAGAGGGUGUGUCCCUGCGUCUGGUGCUCGCUAGGUCAUCUGUUGGCUGCUCAUUUGACUUUGAGUUCUGCAGAGGCCGGCUGUUCCCCCAAUUACUGGGACAUUAAGUAUAACCACAGGAGGUACGGGGCUGUAAAGCAGUGUUACCCUAGCAAACAUGCCAUUUCCCUUUGGGAAGUCCCACAAGUCUCCUGCAGACAUAGUGAAGAACCUGAAGGAAAGCAUAGCAGUACUGGAGAAGCAAGACAUCUCGGACAAGAAAGCAGAAAAGGCAACUGAAGAAGUGUCUAAAAACCUGGUGGCAAUGAAGGAGAUCCUUUAUGGGACGAAUGAGAAGGAACCUCAGACUGAAGCCGUGGCACAGCUCGCUCAGGAACUGUACAACAGCGGCCUCCUUGGAACUUUAGUGGCUGAUCUCCAGCUCAUUGACUUUGAGGGCAAGAAGGAUGUGGCUCAGAUCUUCAAUAAUAUAUUACGAAGGCAGAUUGGAACACGGACCCCAACAGUGGAAUAUAUAUGCACCCAGCAGAAUAUUCUCUUCAUGCUGUUGAAAGGGUACGAGUCUCCAGAGAUUGCUUUGAAUUGCGGAAUCAUGCUGCGGGAGUGUAUCAGACAUGAACCACUUGCCAAGAUUAUUUUGUGGUCUGAGCAGUUUUACGACUUCUUCCGAUAUGUAGAAAUGUCAACCUUUGAUAUCGCUUCUGAUGCCUUUGCUACGUUUAAGGACCUAUUGACUAGGCAUAAACUCCUGAGUGCCGAGUUUUUGGAACAGCAUUAUGAUCGGUUCUUCAGUGAAUAUGAGAAAUUGUUGCACUCAGAAAACUAUGUGACGAAGAGACAGUCCUUGAAGCUACUUGGUGAACUUCUUUUGGAUCGACACAAUUUCACCAUCAUGACAAAGUAUAUCAGUAAACCUGAAAACCUCAAGCUGAUGAUGAAUCUGCUACGUGACAAGAGCCGCAACAUCCAGUUUGAAGCUUUCCAUGUGUUUAAGGUAUUUGUAGCCAACCCGAACAAGACACAGCCUGUCCUGGAUAUCCUCCUCAAGAACCAGAGCAAGCUAAUUGAAUUCCUCAGCAAGUUUCAGAAUGACCGCACUGAGGACGAGCAGUUUAACGAUGAGAAAACCUACCUAGUGAAACAAAUUCGGGACCUGAAAAGACCUGCACAGCAAGAGGCCUGAAGUGGACGGUGGGGGGGAGGGAGGAGCCCAAACCCAGCGCUUGCUGCGAGAGUAUUCAGUAUCCCGUGGACUUUGAGAGCAACAUCCUCACUUCUACCCCAGAGUCACCCUAUUCCAUUGCAUUUGAAGUUUUAGUCCGAGUGUAACCCCUUCUCUGAUGGAAGAACCCAGACGCUGCCCUAUUCUGCUGCAGCUCAGGGGUUGAAAGAUGAAUGCAUAACUACUUUGUUCUUUCUUUUUUUUUUUUUUCCCCUUACACCUAUACUGAGCAAGAUGGACUUCCUCUCCCUUCUAUCCUUUAUGUUGCAUCAACACGGGAUUGAGACUCGCUGGUUAUCACAGUAUCAGGGUGCAAAAGUGAAAUGAAACGAAAAAAAAAAAAAAAAAAAAGAGGUCUUAGAGUCUCGAGCGAGUGUGUAGUACCUAGUCUGGGUUUUGGAUAAGAUGGCAUACAUGUAGUUAAUCAUUUUCUUUUUUUUUAUUGCAACGCAUUGCAUGCUUGCAGCAAAAAAA